AUGAGCACAGCCACGGCCAGCUCGCGCGCCAAUCCCGCCCCCGGCAACCUUAAGGAGCGUAUCGCCGCCCUUCAGCAACGCUCGACCAGCCCGCCAGCGCAGCCGUCCUCGCCUCCGCUCAACGGCCUCGCACCGAAGUCGCCCACGGGCUCCAAUGUUCCCGCGAGCCCGAGCACGAACAGCCUCCGCGACAAGAUCGCGCGUUUUGAGCAACGUGGGGGCACACCCGUACCGAGGGGCAGGUUCGGUAUGGGUGUGCCGCCGGUCGCGCCCAGCGGAGCGAGCCAGAAGAAGGGCAUGCUCUACGGGAACAGGGUCGAGGGCCUCGGGCGGCCACAUCAUAUCCCAACGCUACAACGUAACGUUUCCAGCGCUGGCAAGGUACAAAAGUCGUCGGUAAUGGAGAGCAAGAGGCGAGUCGCGAGCGAGUCGGCUUUGACGUCGCCCGUUAUCGCGGCGGAGGGCACGCAGGAAGUGACUCCAGGAGCACUCGCGGGCGAACCCAUGCCUGCUGUGCUUGAAAGCCCCUCCCCAUCGAUCCCAGUGGGCGCACCCGAAGAGGCAGGUGCAGUCCCGGCUUUGCAAGUGCUUGUGGACUCCGCCGCGACCGAGGUCGGAGCCCCAUCCGCGCCGUCUGACGACCCGCCCUCACCAGCGUCGACUACAACUAUCCAAGCUACUGCCUUGCUGGAGCCGGUAUCGCUGCCUCCUGCGCACUCGGACCCCGGCGACGCAACUGCCCCAGUCCCUAACACUGCGAGUCCUCUAGAGCAGGUGGUACCCGAGCCCGACGCCGAGCUAUCAACGAUUUCGAGUCCCACCUCCGCGGAACCCGCUCUUGCUCUAGUACAGGCUAUGCCAGUUCAGGGCGAUUCUGCACCUCCCACACAGUCGUCCCCGCGGAAGACUCCAUCUCCAGUGCAUUCGCCCCGCGAGAGUCGUCCACCCAACCUUCCCAUGCCCGCUCCUUCGGUCCCCACGCCCUCCACCGCGGCCAGCCUACCCUCUACUCCUGGCACCGCCGGCUCCACCGCCUCCGACAUGUCGACCGAAUCCGACAUUUCGGACGCGGAGAUCAUUACCCAGCCCCAGCUCUUGCGCAUUUCCCCCAAGCCCAGCAGGGCCACUUUGGUCUCCACCCCGAUAUCGAGAAAGAAUUCCGCAUCCGCCGGCGAUUUCGUGCAAGAUGAGUUCAUCGCGAGCCCCGCAUCGACAACCUCGCAAACGCCGACCCCAAUCGCGACAGAGCCCGGCGCCCAGGCAUCCGUGGCCGCUGCUCCUCCUCCUGAAAAAGAAAAACCUGCCUCCGCGCCUGCUGCCGCCGCCGCUCCGGUUCAGCCCCGCAAGAGCUCCUUCACCGCCGUAGUUCACCGCAAAGAGACUGUCAAGGUUCCCGCGCCCUCGACGCCUGCCCGAUCCCGCACCUACGGGCCCUCGUCGUCUUCGCAGGUGGUCUAUGCUCCUACCCAAUCCACCGCCGAGCCUCCUAGUCCAUCCCCGGGAGGCGAUCUUGCCGAUUUGCUUGCGGAUGCUGCUUUCCUCGAGCAUCAGUUGGAGCUCGGCGGCUACUUCAGCCCGCGCAAGGACGUCUUCUCUAGCUCGGCUGGGCUGGCGGGGACACUCGGCGCCUCGGCCGCAGAUACGAACUCGGACGCUAAGGCGCACAAUCGAAACCUGUCUGUGCAAACCAUCAAGGCCGACCCGCCAAGCCAAAGCGACAAAGCGAAGGACAAGGCGCCGAAGGACAAGCUCGGCUCGCUUUCCUCCAGCGCGAUGGAAACCCCGCCGCCGACGCCUCCACCCAAGAGCCCCGACUCGCGCCUCUUCUCCAGCCUGCGCUCGCUGCGCAAGCGUGCGUCGACCGCGUACCCGCGAGACAGCAUCGCUUCGGAGCUUUCCACGAGCACGACGGACGAAUCGGCGGCACUCCAGACGCCCAACUCAUACGAUGAACUGGGUGUACUGGUCACGCCUCCGCAGCAAGGGCACGGGAGCCUGGCAAGCGGCCGGCCAUCAUCAGUGUUUAAGGACGAUGCGAGCGUUGCAAGCUCCCGCUGGAGCUUGAAGAGCAGUACGUCCUCCCCACGGAAAGGCAUUGGGAGGGCGACGAGCUUCGCGGGCAAGAUGUUCGGCAAGUCCAAGAGCCGGACGCCGUCGAUCCGGACCAUGGAUUCUCGCGACGAGCUACGACCUCGCGCCUCAUCACCCGCCCCUUCUCUCAGGCUUCUGGACCUCGACAUUUCCUCUUCUUCGCUGUCCCCGGUCGCCGAUGGCGAACACGCAUCUCGGCGCGAGUCCUGGAUGUCAUCUACGACCUCCUCCCUCUCCUCGCCCGGCUUCGACCAGGAGCUGUUUGAUGCCUUCCCGUCCGUACCCAGCACCGCGACCUCCAGCGGCACCCAGGGCCGCGGCACGCUUGCACUCGACACCAGCAACCUACCUGCGUCCAAAUAUGGCCAGACAGAUGGCGGCACGACGUUGCUCACGCCGCCGUCGCGUUCGUCCUCGCUAAUGGGCCUCGGCUUCCAUCAGAAGCAUGCUACCUCUCCGUCCUAG
Punctularia strigosozonata HHB-11173 SS5 is the source of this 2556-nucleotide messenger RNA. RefSeq lists its product as uncharacterized. The transcript is spliced from 3 exons. The coding region runs from base 1 to 2556 and encodes 851 amino acids. NCBI's taxonomy places the organism in Eukaryota, Fungi, Basidiomycota, Agaricomycetes, Corticiales, Punctulariaceae. The record is from RefSeq and is a predicted model, not a curated record.